AUGUCUCGGCGAAGCUCUGGCUUUGAAGAUGAAGACACGCUGUUGGGCUCCAAGAGCGAGAGUCUCUCUCUGCAAGUGAUGGAGAAGAGAAGAGCGAACCUUGGGAUCCUACAGCUUUCUCUCGUUGCUUUGCUGAGUUCAGUGAUUUCUGUCGCAGUGAGCCUCAUUGUAUGGAAAAGCGUACAGCCCAGAGCUGGGCUAAGGGAGGAUGCAAAACUACUUCCAGGACUGGAUAUCCCCCCUCUUGGCCCGAUCCAUAAAGCUUUCAUGCCGGAGAGGGUAUAUGAUGACCCUCGCACCGAGCACGGCUACCAGGCGUGGAUGAACCUGUUUCCGAAGGGAAAAGGAUAUGUCUCAAUAAAAAACAUAGAGGCCGCAGGUCCAGUGCCCGACUAUGUCCAGGACACCAGCACAGACGGCACCGGACGAUUCUCUGUCGCAGUAUUUCACCAACUGCACUGUCUAUAUCUUCUUCAAUCCGACCUUUUCGAGGCUUUAGAAGCAAACAUCACCGAACCGCACUCCCACACACUCCACUGCUUGGAUUACCUUCGAGAGAGUAUCCUCUGCACAUCCGACUCUACUUUGGAGCCAUUCAAACCAAAAUUCGACAGCGCGGCAGAUAGAAAAGGUGUAGACGGAUACGGCACUCCCCACCAGUGUCGCGACUUUGGAAAGUUGAGAAACUGGGCUGAGCGAUUUCGGUAUAAUGAUAAUCAAGGUUUCGAGACCUUUGAGGGAUGA
Molecule: messenger RNA, 744 nt
Organism: Trichoderma aggressivum f. europaeum
Lineage: Eukaryota; Fungi; Ascomycota; Sordariomycetes; Hypocreales; Hypocreaceae
Exons: 4
Coding region: 1-744 (247 amino acids)
Biological process (GO): mycotoxin biosynthetic process
Source: RefSeq, a predicted model, not a curated record